AUGAAGUCCUUCGCCCUCCCCAUGGCCCUUCUGGCCUCCGUCGGCCUCGCCGGCGCCCAGGUCUCUGUCAGCCAGUGUGCUAACAUGUGCCUGAGCAACAUGCUCGCCAAGGCCGACACGCUUGGCUGUGACAAGGGUGACCUCUCCUGCCUCUGCGAAAGCGAGAACUACCGCUUCGGUAUCCGCGACUGCACUUCUCAGGCCUGCCCUGACGAUGAUGCUGCUGCUGUUGUCCGCUCGGCUCUUGACAAGUGCCCUGAGGGCUCUGCCGCCAAUGGUGGCUCCGGCUCUGGCUCUGGCUCUGACUCUGACUCUGACUCUGAGCCCACUAGCACCUCUGGCUCCGGCUCUGACUCUGACUCCACUGGAGGUGCCGGCGCUACCUCCACCAGCGGCUCUGACAGCGACAGCACCAGCACCGGCGGUGCUGGCGGUGCCUCUGGCUCCCCCACUCCCACCGGAUCCUCUGGUGCUUCUUCCACCCCUGCUAGCAGCACCCUCGGCACCUCGGCCUCCACCUCUGGUGCUGACUCCACCUCCACUUCGUCUGGCAGCGACUCCUCUUCUACUGGCGGCAGCGACAGUGGAAACGGUGGCAACGGCGAUGACAGCGGCAGUGGCAGCGGCGGUAACGGUGGUGACAGCGGCGAGGGCAGCGGCGAGGGCAGCGACUCUGAUGCUGGCACUGGUGCUGCUACCCGCAUGGCCGUCUCCAGCGGUGCCCUUGGUGCCCUCGGUCUUGCCGCCAUCCUCGUCCUGUAA
Aspergillus versicolor CBS 583.65 is the source of this 762-nucleotide messenger RNA. Its product is annotated as CFEM domain-containing protein. The record is from RefSeq and is a predicted model, not a curated record. Lineage: Eukaryota; Fungi; Ascomycota; Eurotiomycetes; Eurotiales; Aspergillaceae. Bases 1 to 762 code for a protein of 253 amino acids. The transcript is spliced from 3 exons.